Molecule: messenger RNA, 516 nt
Organism: Anopheles darlingi
Lineage: Eukaryota; Metazoa; Arthropoda; Insecta; Diptera; Culicidae
Gene: LSm3
Product: U6 snRNA-associated Sm-like protein LSm3
Exons: 3
Coding region: 122-427 (101 amino acids)
Biological process (GO): mRNA splicing, via spliceosome; P-body assembly
Cellular component (GO): U4/U6 x U5 tri-snRNP complex; catalytic step 2 spliceosome; P-body
Molecular function (GO): RNA binding
Source: RefSeq, a predicted model, not a curated record
GUCACUUUUGCCGCUUCGUUUUUUUCUGCUUUCGCGUCCUCCGUAAAAGUGUUUUGCGAAGUGAUUUCCAACUUUUCUAGAUUAAUUUUUAGUAGCGUGUUUUACAAGAACAUCUCAAACGAUGGCAGAAGAGGAGCAGAUGCCCAUAAUUCCCGUGAAGGAACCGCUAGACCUCAUCCGCCUCAGCUUAGACGAGAAAAUCUACGUUAAAAUGCGCAACGAGCGUGAGCUUCGCGGACGGCUUCAUGCCUUUGAUCAACAUCUCAAUAUGGUGCUGGGCGAUGCGGAAGAAACGGUCACGACGGUCGAAAUCGACGAGGAAACCUACGAGGAAGUGUACAAAACGACAAAACGCACCAUUCCGAUGCUGUUCGUGCGUGGUGAUGGCGUGAUACUCGUGUCCCCUCCGAUGCGAGUAGGUAGUUAAACAUCCGACGGCAUGUAAAUGAUAAAAAAGAUUGCGAAUACACGAGUGUACGUGGUGUGAUGGAGCGGAAAGGAAAUCCUGCCCAAAAU